This is a messenger RNA of Physella acuta, 3015 nucleotides long. Its product is annotated as retinol dehydrogenase 13. Lineage: Eukaryota; Metazoa; Mollusca; Gastropoda; Physidae. The record is from RefSeq and is a predicted model, not a curated record.
GUACUAACUAGACUCUACUUAGAAUCUAGCCUACGCACUUUAUUAUUUACACUAAAUAAUUUAACUAUACGUAGAUUACUUCGGGGAAAAUAAUUAAAUAUUGACAUACACUUAGAUAUAGGCUAGAUCUAAUUAUUAUUGAUCAUUAUGGCUGCGAAAAAUAAAGCAAUGGAUGAUUUUUUCGCAAAUAUGCCCAAUCCUGAUGCAAUUUUUCAGUCAUGGUGGCCCUUUCUCAUUGCUGGCGCAGUUGGAACAAUCUACGGAUUCAGGCAGUGGGUUCGUGGCCCUAAAUGUAUAGGUGGUGCUAAAUUGAAAGACAAAACAGUGAUAAUUACAGGAGCCAACAGUGGAAUAGGCAAAGAAACUGCUUUACAAUUAGCACGCAGAGGAGGAAAAAUUGUGUUGGCUUGUAGAAAUGAGGCUGAAGGUAAAAAGACAGCAGAAUUUAUCAGGAAGGAAACUGAAAACAUGGAUGUUUAUUUCAUGAAACUUGACCUAAACUCUUUUAAAUCCAUAAAGGAAUUUGUUGAAAAAUUUAAGAAAAAGGAGAAACAUUUGCAUAUCCUUAUAAAUAAUGCUGGAGUAAUGAUGUGCCCAAAAGGAAAGACAGAGGAUGGCUUUGACAUUCAGUUUCAGACUAAUUAUUUGGGUCCUUUCCUGUUGACUGAAUUGCUGCUUGAUGUACUGAAAGAGUCAGCACCGAGUCGGAUUAUUAACACCACAGCUUCAGCACAAAAUCUGGGGGACAUUAAUUUUGAGGACAUCAAUCACGAAACAAAAGAAUACAGUCUGGGUGAUAUGUAUGCACAAUCCAAAUUAGCUGUAGUCUUGCAUACUUUUCAAUUGGCAGAAAGACUAAAAGAUACUCAAGUUACUUGUAAUGUUGUAAACCCUGGCAUUUGUAAUAGUGACAUCUAUCGCUACCUCCCUCUCAAAUCAAAGAAAUUUAUCCGAGUCAGCUUUGGUCCAUUUAUGUGGUUUCUUAUGAAGUAUCCUGAGGAUGGUGCUCAGAUUUCAGUAUAUUUAGCAACCGCUGAGGAGUUGAAAGAAUCUACUGGUAAACAUUUCAAAGAUUCUAAAGAAGAGCCUUUGACUGGGAAAUGUCAAGAGAAACUGCUGCAAGAACAGUUGUACAGAGCCUCACUGAAGUGGACUGAGCAAGCAAGGGAGGCUGGCGCAAUCACUGCUGAAACCAAAGAAGGCAAGGAAGACAAAGAAGAAAAUACAAAAGUCACUGAGAAGAUAGAACCCAAAUCUAGUACAAAGAUGGAGCGGGUUACUCUUUAACUCAACAGAUCUGUAAGCCUACUGCUACCCGCAGUUAGUAUUUCAUCCUGAUAAUUUUAUUUAAUGAAAACCAGUUGAUUCUUACAGUAAUAAUUUUUUUUUAUACUUAAAAUGAUAGACACAAAGUGUACAUUGGAGAGUAUAUAUUUUAUUUAUUAAGCCUAAUUUGUAGUAAAUUAGGAAAUAAAAUGCACUUUGAUAAAAGAUCAUGGAGGACAAAAUCUAAAUUUCUUGUUAAUAUUCAGACAUGAGUUUUAAAAUUUCUAUAUUUUAAAAUUAUCUGUGAAAUGAUGCAUUAGGGUAGUUAAUCCUCUAGUGUUGAAAUAAUUUUGCUUAUUAUUUCUAGUCUUGCAACCUAUGUACAUAUUGUGCAUCUCAUAUAGUUAUUCUUCUUAUGUAUUAUUAUCAAUAGCAUAAUAUGUAUGUUUAUUGUCUAUAUGUAUUUAUUCAAGAGGUUUCUAAAACUAUUCAGCAUUACAACUUCAAUUUGAAGUUCUAGCAAAAAAAAAAUUUUCAUAUGUACAUACUCAUUUUAAAAAAUAAAUAUCUAAGUGUUUGCAUUAUGUAUAAUCAGUUUUUACAUUUCAUAGCAAGAUCAAUCAAGUCCAUAUAGUAAUUGGGUUUGACCAAGGCAUUCCAAAUAGCUGUCUAGCAUUUCCUAAACUGUUUUACUAACCUCUAAAGGUAUCAAGCACACAUAACCUAUAACAAAAAUAGGACAACUGACUGAUAUGUGAUUUUAUAAAUAUAUAAUGCAAAUCAUACAUUAUAAGUUAUAAUGGAAUUUAGACAUUUUUAGAGAAUAGUAAUUUUUAUAUCUUUAUUAGAUACAAUAAUAAUGCCUUAAAUUAUACUUAAGGAAAAAACUGCACACUAAUUGUCAAUUUAUUUUUUCAAUUCAAACCAUUGUAAACUACUAAAUAGCAAUAUUUUUUGUGAAAGUAAUCAAAUUUAAAUGCUUUUUUCAAUAAUAUUGUUCCAUACCACCAUUGUAUUCUAUAUGCACAAACUAUUAGAUUUUUAAAUUUAUUCAAAUGCUGAUCGAGUUUCAGGGCAAGAUAUUACAGGACUAAAAAAAUGCUGGCUUUUGUUAGAAUGUUAUACCGAAGAGUGUGAUAAUCAGAUUCUAUAAGCAAUACUUUACCAUAGAUAAGUGUGUUCUGUAUGACAUUCCUCUAGUGCAAUGUACAGUUGGUUAUGAAUAACAAUAGAUUGGUUUCUGGAGUUGUCAUCCAAAGUACUUACAAAUGCUCUUCUUUUAUAAGACUAAAGUGUACUUUGCAUUUAUUUUACAUUAAAACUGCUGUAUUAUUCCAUAUUUUUUAAUGCAGCAUAUUUCCAUUAUAAGCUCUCCUCAUCAAAUGUGCUAAAGAUAAUUUCAUAUAAAUGUGAUGUAAUGUUGUGAUAAGUGGGAAAUAUUUUUGUAUGGAAAUCAAAUCAGUGUUAGUAACUGUUAGAAAAUAGUUUAGAAAUAUAUAUCUGGAUUAAUUUUAUUUACUGCUAAAAUAAUUUAAGUUAUUGAAAAAUAUUUUUUUUUUUUCAAUUUUUUUAACCAAACUUUUUUUUUUUUAAAUGAAAAUGUCAGUAGUAUAGUGUAGAAUUUAUGAAAAUGUAUAGUAGUUAUGAUCUCCUCUUGAUAAAACUAAAUGGAAAUGCGAUUAACUGUAGAUGUUAGCGCUGUAUGUUAUGUCUUUCACAUUAUCUUACAAAUAAAAUACUUCAAAUUUA